Molecule: messenger RNA, 834 nt
Organism: Trichomonas vaginalis G3
Lineage: Eukaryota; Parabasalia; Trichomonadida; Trichomonadidae
Product: protein of unknown function (DUF4477) family
Exons: 1
Coding region: 1-834 (277 amino acids)
Source: RefSeq, a predicted model, not a curated record
AUGGAAUAUCUGAUUUCUCAGAAAAAUGUUCUCAGAAUAUCUAUCAACAAAUGGUUUACAGAUCCCAACAGAGAUAAUAUUGAAACGGCAAGGAUAGAAUUCAAAAAACCACCACUCCAACAAUUAAAUUACCUCACGAAGCUAUUACUUGAAUUUUCUCAUGACGAGCCUUUAUUCAACACUAUAAAAUCAGAAUCUGACCUAAUGAAUAAGAUAUUUUCUACAUCAAGAUAUCAAAUUCGUUCAUUCAAGUACGUUUCAACACUUAAAAAGCUUAGACAAUCACUUAAUAAGAUUAAAAAACUCAAUAUUAAAGAUAAUUUCUACUCAAUAGCUACUUCUGCAUGUUCUGUCGAAAAAUUAAUGAAUAAGAAAACUUUUCACUCAGUUCAAUGGCGAUUAAUCGCUCUAUUUAAUAUACUUAUUGAUGUUCAAGACAUUUCAGCGAAUUUAGUCGAAUUACUCACUGAAGAAAUGACGACAUCAGUUUUCCUUCAUUAUCCAGUUGCAUACACAUCAUUAGCAUCAUCUUUAACCAAGAUGUCAAAAGAUUUCACGCUUAAAAUUGCUAAUCUCAUUUGUAAAUUCAGAACAAUGGAAAAUAAUAAAUUUUUGCCAUUUCAAGCAGGUGAUUCUGAUUUUCCACCUCUUCCAUGGAAUGACACUUUUAUUACGACGCUUGAUGUUGAGUCCGCAAUUGAACCUGUUGAAAUUCCUCAAAAUAAUUUGAAGAAAUUAAAUAUAUCUAUGAGUAUCAAGCCGACAAUAUCAGCCAAACACAAUAAGCCAGCAGGAUCAAAGCCGAAGACCUCAUUUUCUGGUCUAGGAUUUUAA